UGCAAAAUAUCCCUGAAGAUGUUCCAGCUUCUCAGUUUAAGGAACUCCUUAGGUAUUGGAACUCAGAGAAACUCCAGAGAAUGUCCCAAAUUAAUAUUGAGAACCAAAAAAAGUUGAAGAAUCCUCACACUGCUGGAAAAAGAAGUUUUGCUUUAGUGCGCUCUAAGUUGGAAAACGAGAAGGAAACUUCGGAUCAUUUAUCGGCAAAAGAAGUCUUUGUAGCUACAAGAAAAAGGAAAGUUGGGCGAUCAUACAAGUGCUCGGAUGAUGAUACAACUAGUAAAAUUGCUGAAAUGGUGGCAAUUGAAGCCCAACAAAAUGAAAAUGGCAAUGAGUCCGUUGAUGCAUUUGCAUCUGUCAUGGGGCCUGAACAUCCGGGACGUCUGAGAUUGUAUGGACGAGGGGUUACAAGAACUUCUUUGAGAGGGAAGGUAGGAUGUUUUGAAUCUUCUUCAAAUACUACAAAUUCUCUACAAAAAAUGGAGGAGAAGAUACAAAGGAUAGAGGAGAAAAUUGAGGAACAAAAGGCAACUAUCCGUCAAGAAGUUGUUGCAGAUGUCCUUGCACGACUUCAGCGUUCAGGAAUUGAUAUUGAUGCUAAUAUUAUUCUAGCGGCAUUGGGUGAUAAUUCUCCUGGAGAAGUUUCUUCUGCACAACGAGCAACUUUGCAACCAAUUCGUCGUCCAUCCACUGAUAGCAACAAUGAAGGUCAACUCAUUCGAGGUGCAGUGAUUGCGGAUGAAAGCAGUGACGUAGACCUUACUUGAGUGUUGUUAGGCUUUAUUAUUAUGUUUAAGGAUAUUUUAGUUUAGAACUUUUUGUAUGCAAACUCAUCUAUUUUGACUUUUGAAUUGUUUGACCAAACAUUGUAUCCAUAUUUUGUUUUUGUACAUCGAUAAUGCUAGUUGGAUAUGGUGUAAACAAUUUCAUAGAAUAGGAAACUAUUUCUAAUUUUGCUUCCAUAAA
Messenger RNA from Nicotiana attenuata, 966 nucleotides. RefSeq lists its product as uncharacterized. The record is from RefSeq and is a predicted model, not a curated record. Lineage: Eukaryota; Viridiplantae; Streptophyta; Magnoliopsida; Solanales; Solanaceae.